Octodon degus (degu) is the source of this 731-nucleotide messenger RNA. RefSeq names its product platelet basic protein-like. Gene Ontology annotation, molecular function: chemokine activity; CXCR chemokine receptor binding. The record is from RefSeq and is a predicted model, not a curated record. Gene Ontology annotation, biological process: chemokine-mediated signaling pathway; cellular response to lipopolysaccharide; inflammatory response. The coding region runs from base 79 to 432 and encodes 117 amino acids. The transcript is spliced from 3 exons. NCBI's taxonomy places the organism in Eukaryota, Metazoa, Chordata, Mammalia, Rodentia, Octodontidae. Gene Ontology annotation, cellular component: extracellular region.
GCUACAGACCUGUAGGCAGUACUGCCCUUUGGUUGCAGUGUUCUGACUCAGAAACAGCUACGGCUCAACCUCUCCACCAUGAGCCUCAGACUCAAGGCCACCUCCUCCUGCCCCAGUGCCAGCCUGCAUCGCAUCCUGGGGGGACUGCUGCUGCUGUCACAGCUCCUGACUCUUCUGGUUCCUGCAAUCAAUGGACAACCUGAAAAUGUGGAUACAUUUGCUGAACUGCGUUGCCUGUGUCUGAGAACGGUCUCUGGAGUGCAUCCCAGCAAGAUUUCCAGUGUGGAGGUGAUCAAGGCAGGAGCUCACUGUCCCAAAGUCGAAGUGCUAGCCACACUGAAAGAGGGGAAAAGAAUCUGCCUGGAUCCAGAUGCUCCUGGAGUCAAGAAACUGAUACAGAAAAUACUGGAAGGCCAGGGAUCAGCUGCUUAAUCUACUUCCUGACAAAAUUUUUCUACCUACCUGGAAAGGCAGGAUUGUGAAGACUUAACUUUCUACAUUCUUCUUUAUCCAGGACAUCUGUUCUUACUGUUUAUCUCAACAAAAUUGAGAUAAACUCUAUUUUGUUUCAAAAUCACAUUGCAUUCUGAUAAGGCUGGUUAAGAGAUGGAAGAAGGAAAUAAGCAAUCCCAGUAAUAGCACACAAGUCAUGGCUUAUUUUCUAAUUUUUGCUUAAACACUGUGCUGUGCUUCGCAUUUUCUUUCUUUUUUCUUAUGAGACAGGGUCUCAC